Molecule: messenger RNA, 2813 nt
Organism: Lepidothrix coronata (blue-crowned manakin)
Lineage: Eukaryota; Metazoa; Chordata; Aves; Passeriformes; Pipridae
Gene: FRMD6
Product: FERM domain containing 6
Exons: 13
Biological process (GO): positive regulation of hippo signaling
Cellular component (GO): cytoskeleton; cytoplasmic side of apical plasma membrane
Source: RefSeq, a predicted model, not a curated record
GGCUCGGCACGGCUCGGCUCGGCUCGGCACGGCGGGGUUCGACAGGGCUCGGCAAGGCAGCGCGGUCCCCGGAGCCGCAGGGCUCGCUCACCCUCUCUGAUUCUUGGAUAGAGCUGGGAUUAAUUUGAGCUCUCUUGCUUGAAGGCGAUGUUCCGUUUAAAAUUCCCAGUCCCGAAGGCGUGUUGGGGUUUGGUUGUAGGGAUGGCGCCCGCGGGGACCGAGGCCGCCCCGGCCCGCCGGUGAGGUGCCCCCCACCAGCCCCCCCGAGCCCCGAGCCCCGAGCACGAUGAGCAAACUGACCUUCCACAACAACAGAGUCAUGCAGGACCGACGCAGCGUUUGCAUCUUCCUCCCCAACGACGACUCCCUCAACAUCAUCAUCAACGUGAAGAUUUUGUGCCACGAGUUACUGGUGCAGGUGUGUGACCUCCUGAGGCUGAAGGACUGUCACCUCUUCGGGCUCAGCGUCAUCCAGAACAAUGAGCACGUGUACAUGGACAUGGCCCAGAAACUCUACAAGUACUGCCCCAAGGAGUGGAAGAAGGAGGCCAGCAAGGGGAUCGACCAGUUUGGCCCCCCGAUGAUCAUCCACUUCCGAGUGCAGUACUAUGUGGAGAACGGGAGGCUGAUCAGUGACCGGACUGCACGUUACUACUACUACUGGCACCUGCGGAAGCAGGUGCUGCAUUCCCAGUGUGUCCUGCGGGAAGAGGCCUAUUUCCUCCUCACUGCCUUCGCCCUCCAAGCCGACCUGGGAGACUUCAAGCGCAACAAGCACUACGGGAAGUACUUUGAGCCCGAAGCCUAUUUCCCCGCCUGGGUGGUUGCAAAGAGGGGCAAGGACUACAUCCUGAAGCACGUCCCCAACAUGCACAAAGACCAGUUUGCCCUGACGGCCUCUGAAGCCCAUCUCAAGUACAUCAAGGAGGCCGUCCGGCUCGACGACGUGCCCGUGCACUACUACAGGUUGUACAAGGUGAGCCCCACCCAGGAGGCAGAGCAUCUCCUGGGCUCUGAUUUGGGCGUGGGGCGCAGUUGCCCAGACCUCAAGCGGGUUGAUUACAACCCGUAGGUUAACCAUGGGCUGCAGCAGGACUGGGGGGAGAAACGGAGUGUUUUCCCUCUUCAGGGCUGAUCUCUCCCUUCUCCCACACAGGGCAAGAAGUUUGAGAUCCUGCCUGACGGGCUGCCCUCUGCCAGGAAGCUCAUUUACUACACGGGGUGCCCGCUGCGCUCCCGGCACCUGCUGCAGCUGCUGAGCAGCAGCCACCGGCUCUACAUGAACCUGCAGCCCGUCCUGCGCCAGGUCCGGCGCCUGGAGGAGAACGAGGAGAAGAAGCAAUACCGGGAAUCCUACAUCAGCGACACCCUGGACCUGGACAUGGAGCAGCUGGAGAAGCGCUCGCGCGCCAGCGGCAGCAGCGCCGGCAGCAUCCGGCACAAGCGGCUCUCCCGGCAUUCCACCGCCAGCCACAGCAGCUCCCACACCUCCGGCAUCGAGGCCGACCCCAAACCCAGGGAGAUGGGGCCCGACGACGGCUUCUCCGGCGCCGGCGCCCACCGCAAGCUGAAGACCUGCAGCUCCAUGACCAGCCACGGCAGCUCCCACACCUCCGGCGUGGAGAGUGGCGGGAAGGACCGGCUGGAGGAGGACUCCCAGGAUGAUGAAAUCGAGAUGCUGGUGGAUGACCCCCGGGAGCUGGAGCAGGCUGGAGACAUGGAGGUGAGCCCCGACAUGUGCGUCUACAUCACGGAGGACAUGCUGCUGUCCCGCAAGUUCAACGGGCACUCGGGGCUUAUCGUGAAGGAGAUCAGCUCCUCCACCUCCAGCUCCUCGGAGACGGUGGUGAAGCUGCGGGGGCAGAGCACCGACUCCCUGCCCCAGACGUCGUGCAGGAAAUCGAAGACGUCGACGGACCGGCACAGCCUGAGCCUGGACGACAUCCGGCUCUACCAGAAGGACUUCCUCCAGCUGGCCAACCUGUGCCAGGACACGGCGCAGAGCUACACCUUCGGCUGUGCCCACGGGCUGGACGAGGACGGGCUCUACUGCAACGGCUGCCUGGCCCAGCAGUGCAUCAACAUCCAGGAGACCUUCCCCGUCAAAAGAACCAGCAAAUACUUCUCCUUGGACCUCACCCACGACGAAGUCCCCGAGUUCGUGGUCUGAGCGCCUCGGAGGGAGGGGGCAGGACCGGCUGCCCGCCCUCGGGGGUGGGGGAGGAUGGGGCUCCCUGCCCUGCAUGGGGGGUGUCCACAGCACCUUCCCCCCACCCUGCCCCGCUCCCUGUUCCCGUGGGAACCGCGGCACCAGGAGGAUUGUCCCGAUGGGGAUCCCCAGGCACGGCGGAUCGACUCCGGAUGAGUUUGUGCCAAACACAAGUUGUCUUAUUUCGACUGGGAGAAGCACAGCUCGCCUGACCAGCAGAAGCCCACCCGUGUUUUCUCGUUGUGGCCUCUUCCCCUCCUUGCCCCCCCGCCCCGUCCGGCGGCGGCUCCGCGUUGGCAGCUGGAGAGAAAGUGCCAGACUGUUGAGUUCAAGUCAAGCCAAAGAAAUGUAAAUAACCCUAAAGGCCAGUAUGGGAAGGGAGAAUUAAGCAAUAAUGAUGUUCCGUGGAGGAAGGCACGGCUGGGGCAGAGCAUCAUCCCGGUUCUUCCAAAAACACGUGCUGGGGGUCAGGCCAGAGCGGUUCCCAGCGAGGUGGAUGGUGGCUGGGAGUUGGCAGAGCCAUUUGCAACUUGUUUUAAUCUUUUUCUUUAAAAAAAUUUUUUUUUUUUGAGAGCAAAACCCCAAAACCAAAAAAAAAAAAAAA